Messenger RNA from Musca vetustissima, 2591 nucleotides. RefSeq names its product P protein-like. The coding region runs from base 80 to 2569 and encodes 829 amino acids. Gene Ontology annotation, biological process: transmembrane transport. The record is from RefSeq and is a predicted model, not a curated record. Gene Ontology annotation, cellular component: membrane. Lineage: Eukaryota; Metazoa; Arthropoda; Insecta; Diptera; Muscidae. The transcript is spliced from 11 exons.
CAUUUGCCAGUUUUCCUUUCAAACGGUAAAAAUUGCUCCCAUCACCAUUAACCACAUCACCGAUAAUAUCCCUUUCAAAAUGCGCGUUAAAGUUGGCAAACGGUUAUGGCUGCGCAAAAGGCGUUCAAAAAGGCCGGAUAAUUAUCCACUACCAAGCGAAGUUACAGAAGGUGCCUUACAAGUCUGGCGUGCACUGCCAGAACGUAUCAGACAGGAUCCAAGUUUAGCAUCAUUUCGCCAGGAGCAUGAACGAUUACAUGGCUAUGAACCUGCCGAUGUUGAUCCAUUGCCCAACGAUGAUGCCGAUGAUCAUGACCACAACAAUGGCAAAAUUGGAGACGGUGGCGUACACUUCGUACGUGGCGGCAGCGGUCAAAAUAAAAAUUCAAAUGCAUUUUCACAAAUCGGCAUUAAUGUCACAAACGAAAUGGGACAAGUUCGUAUUUUAGACGGACGUGAUGUGGAAAACAACAACGAAGAUCAACAGGAUGAGACGGAGCAUCAUGGCCAUUCGAAGAUUAAAAAAUAUUUGGUAUGGUUCAAAAUAGCUAUUCUGCUGGUUGUGUGGGGUGUAUUUACGGCAUUUUUAAUGUCCAACAAUGAACAUGUGGAAGAACUGAAACUGAUAAGUGUGCCGAAAAAUGGCACCGAGAGAGUAUUCCCCAUCACAACCGCCGAACUUAGCCGAAUAGGUCUUAGCUUAACAGGAGCCUUCCGCCUGCAGGAAGCCGAAACGGUACAAGACCCACACCAACGACCACCGCCUCUGCUGGAAAUCUAUGUGGAACGCAUCUAUUACAAUGAGUCUGGUGAGAGGGCUUAUGAUGAAAUUGUUUCGAAAAUCUGGAAACUUGACCUGGUAUAUCCGGAAUUCUUGGAUACAACACGUGAAACACACAAAGCCCAUCAAUUCCAAUUGAAACCACUCGAAGGUGACUAUGCCAAUAAUACAAAUUUGACGGAACUGUCACUGCACUUUGUGUCGAAUAUCGAUGCCGAGUUGCCGCUACAGCUGAGCAUUGACGAAUCACCGAUUUAUAAAAAAGAAGGUGUAAUAUAUGCAGCCGUGGUUCUGUGUGGUCUCUAUGUUAUGAUCAUUUGGGAAAUUGUAAAUCGCACCUUUGCUGCCAUCAUUGCCUCCACCCUGUCGGUGGGUAUUUUGGCUGCAUUGAACUCACGCCCCUCUAUGGUCACCAUCAUGGGCUGGAUCGAUGUGGAAACGUUACUGCUCUUAUUUGGUAUGAUGAUUUUGGUGGCCAUUCUUUCGGAGACAGGAGUUUUUGAUUACUUGGCUGUGUAUGCUUAUAAGAUUACCAAUGGACAUGUUUGGCCCCUGAUUAAUUGUUUGUGUCUGUUCACCGCCAUCUUAUCUUCUUUUCUGGAUAAUGUAACCACGGUCCUGCUGAUGACUCCCGUUACCAUACGUCUUUGUGAGGUUAUGUCCCUAAAUCCCGUACCCAUACUAAUGUGUAUGGUUAUCUACUCGAAUAUUGGUGGUGCCUUGACCCCAGUUGGUGAUCCACCAAAUGUUAUUAUUGCCUCCAAUAGUUUCAUUUCGAAAAAUGGCGUCAACUUUGCCAUCUUCACCCUUCACAUGCUGCCUGGUGUGGCAUUGGUCAUGUUCACAUCCUAUAUACAAUUGCGCUACAAAUUCCGCAAUAUCAGUGAUUUGCAAUUCAAAGAAUCACCCGAAGUAGAAGAACUCAGGCAUGAGAUCCAUGUAUGGAAGAGAGCUGCUGCCAGUUUGUCUUCAUAUUCCAAAGAUGAAGAAUUGGUGCGUCAGACUCUGAUGAAGAAAGUGAAUCGUUUGAAACGAUCACUGAAAAAGAAAAUGGCCACAGCUGUGGAACCAGCCAUUAAUUAUCAACAAACUUUAGAGAGUUUGCAAGCAAAGUAUCCCAUACGCAACAAACCUUUGCUCAUCAAAUGCUCUUGUGCCUUGGUGUUUGUGAUAAGUCUGUUCUUCUUACAUUCGGUUCCUGAGUUGCAACGUCUCUCCCUGGGGUGGACUGCCCUGUUGGGUGCCAUAUUCCUUAUAAUAUUGGCCGACAUUGAGGAUAUGGAAGCCAUAUUGGCUCGUGUCGAAUGGUCAACACUUUUAUUCUUUGCCGCUCUAUUUAUUUUGAUGGAGGCCCUUUCUGAAUUGGGUCUUAUCGAAUGGAUUGGCAAUAUGACAGAGAAUAUUAUUUUAGGUGUUGGCGAGGAGUCGCGUUUAAUGGUGGCUGUGUUAAUUAUUUUAUGGGUUUCCGCUAUAGCCUCGGCCUUCGUAGACAAUAUACCAUUGACCACAAUGAUGGUCAAAAUUACCAUAUCAUUAGCUCAAAAUAAUACCUUAAAUUUGCCACUACAGCCAUUGGUUUGGGCUCUGGCAUUUGGAGCAUGUCUGGGAGGCAAUGGUACUCUCAUUGGUGCUUCAGCAAAUGUUGUUUGUGCCGGUGUUGCUGAGCAACACGGUUACAAAUUUACUUUCUUACAAUUCUUUAAAGUUGGUUUUCCCGUAAUGAUCGGUAGCAUUAUCGUAUCCACAGGAUAUCUGUUAGUUAGUCAUGUUCUAUUCGCAUGGCAUUGAUGAAUGGCCUAAACGGAGAAGA